Gilbertella persicaria is the source of this 1823-nucleotide messenger RNA. RefSeq lists its product as uncharacterized. Lineage: Eukaryota; Fungi; Mucoromycota; Mucoromycetes; Mucorales; Choanephoraceae. The record is from RefSeq and is a predicted model, not a curated record. The transcript is spliced from 4 exons. Gene Ontology annotation, molecular function: transcription regulator activity; DNA binding; protein binding. The coding region runs from base 107 to 1792 and encodes 561 amino acids. Gene Ontology annotation, cellular component: SBF transcription complex; MBF transcription complex.
CGGCUGUUUGUUCCAAAUUUGGAAUGUUGACGCGUUUCCUAAAUUACGCGACUUUUUCUCUCUCCCUCUUUUUUCUUCGUUUAUUAUAUUUAGCAUUGUUAUCAAAAUGUCAUCAGGCAAAGUAUACUCAGCCGUAUACUCUGGUGUACAGGUAUACGAAAUGAUGAUUCAUGGUAUUGCAACCAUGGUCCGAGGAGAAGAUUCCUAUUUGAAUGCAACACAGAUUCUUAAAGUAGCCGGAUUUGAAAAAACAAGACGUUCAAAAAUCUUGGAAAGAGAAGUACUUAUUGGAGAACAUGAAAAAGUACAAGGAGGUUAUGGUAAAUACCAAGGCACAUGGAUUCCAUUUGAAAAGGGAAAGGAAUUAGCUGAAAGAUACGAAGUCUUGGACAGUCUCAUGCCCUUAUUGAAUUUCGACCCUUCUACACUAAAGAAUGAAGAAAAGCAUGAUGAUGUGUCUUCACCUUCCAAGACACCUCUCUUGUUACCUGCACCACCCUCACCCAAAGCACAAAAACGACCUAAACACACUCAAUCACAAGCACGCAAGAAGCUCAAGCUGGUUGGUGUCUCACCUGAACCAAUUGGACCUGAAGAUGCAUUUUAUGAACACCAUCGCAACUUAUUGAUGAGCAUCUUCUUGUCUGAUAAUCCAGACGAUGUGCCUUCUCUCUUGUCUUCUGUUUUGUUGACCAAAGACUUGAAUAUUGACUUGGUGAUUGAUGAACAAGGUCAUACGGCCCUUCAUUGGGCUGCUGCUUUGGGUCGUGUACGUGUGGUUGAACUAUUGAUUCAGAAUGGGGCGAAUGUAUGUCGACUGAACUAUGAGGGAGAGACGCCUUUGAUGCGGGCUGCCAUGAUCACGUGUUGUUAUGAAAAGAAAUGUUUUAUGGAAAUGGUGGAAAUGUUGGCCGAUUCAGUUCACGUGACAGAUGAUCGAGGUCGAACUGUGUUGCAUCAUAUUGCUCUGACAGCCAGUGUAGAAGGGUAUACAGAUGCUGCUAUUUACUACAUGAAGCGGUUUGUGAAAGCAGUUCCAAAGAAAAGUAUUUUGAAGAACAUUUUGAAUAUCAAAGACACUCAGUAUUAUGAAUCUGCUUUGGCCAUUGCACUUCGACUUGAAUGUCAAGAUAUUGUGGAUGUGCUGAUCAAACAAGGUGCUACUGAUCCUUUGAUUACCAAGAUGGAAGAAGAACAAAACAUGGAGUUUGAUCCUGUUGAUUACAAGACAAAAUCGAAAGGACCUGACAUGAUCAAAACUAUGCAACAUAUGAUUGAAAAACUAGAAGAUGAUUACCAAGAACAAUUACGAAAGAAAGACAUGGUUGCAUUUGAACUUCGAAGAGAAUUAGGUAUGGUCAAAUAUGAAUUAAGAGAAGCACAACGUCGACUUGAUUUCCCAGUCUCUAUGCAGUUAGCAGAAGCACGUAAACGCAUUGCUCAAUUAGAGGCUCAAGUAUCCCAAGAAGAACCCAUGAUCAUUGAUGAAUCAAAUGAAGAAGAAGACAAAUCAACCAAAGAACGUAAAUUAGAAAAGAAGAUCAAAUCACUACAGUCACAGGCAGACAUGAACAUCAAGACGAUUGAACGACUACAGCAUGAGUUAGAAGCAGAAAAGAAACGAGCGCAUGACAAGGAAAUGGAAUAUCGUCGCCUUAUUGCCGCUAGUUGUGGAUUACCUAUAGAGCGUAUUGAUGCACUUAUAAAGCCAUUGACAUUGGCUGUUGAAAGUGAUCCCCCAGACUUGGACAUGGCUCGCGUCAUUGCCUUGAUGGAAAAACCCACUGCCUAGUCUUUUGUUUGUAAAUAACCUUUAUUUUGUG